Amaranthus tricolor (Joseph's coat) is the source of this 1040-nucleotide messenger RNA. RefSeq names its product peroxisomal membrane protein PMP22. The record is from RefSeq and is a predicted model, not a curated record. The transcript has 7 exons. Lineage: Eukaryota; Viridiplantae; Streptophyta; Magnoliopsida; Caryophyllales; Amaranthaceae. Gene Ontology annotation, cellular component: membrane; cytoplasm. Bases 214 to 774 code for a protein of 186 amino acids.
GUUUUUUUUGUUUUUUUAAAGAGAUAUUGUGAAACUCAAUUAUUUAGGAGUACGAAACAUUGAUAUUUUUCACAAAUUGAGUUUUGAGUCUUCUGACUACUGACUGAGGAGUGACGAGUAACAUUUAUGAAUCCAAAUAAUACUGCUAAGCGGCUAAAACCAUUCUGGCUGAAGAUAUUUGAUUGAUUAUCAUUUUAUUCUGAAACAAAAACCAUGACAGGAAACAUUGCUAAGAAGGGUUUGCAACGGUAUUUGUCCCAGCUUCAACGCCAUCCCUUAAGAACUAAGGCUAUUACUGCUGGGGUUUUGUCUGCAAUUAGUGACAUAACUUCUCAGAAACUUUCUGGCAUUCAAAAGCUUCAAAUCCGCCGCGUUUUGCUUAAAGUGCUUUUUGGAUUUGCUUAUCUUGGACCAUUUGGGCACUUUUUUCAUAUGCUGCUUGAUAAGUUUUUCAAGGGAAAGAGGGAUCCAAAGACGGUUGCUAAGAAGGUUCUUGUAGAACAAUUGACCGUUUCUCCGUUGAACAACAUACUUUUUAUGAUAUAUUAUGGAUGGAUUGUAGAGGGACGGCCAUUUACCCAGGUCAGAAGUAGAAUCAGAAAAGAUUACCCAUCAGUUCAGUUGACAGCAUGGACGUUUUGGCCGGUUUUUGGAUGGAUAAACCACCAGUAUAUGCCAUUGCAUUUACGUGUGGUCUUCCAGAGCAUGGUUGCGUUUUGCUGGGGUAUAUUUUUGAACUUACGAGCAAGAUCUAUGCUUCUCACCAAAACUUGACCGAGCGAUAGAGCGUGCAGCACAUCGUCCUGAAUGAUCAGUGCGGGUGAAGUCAAAGCUAUCCUAUUAGUAUGUUUUGUAUUUUAAUGAUUCCUAAUUCUGAAAAUGUAGCAUCUUACGCAAUUUCUCGUUUGCUACAUUAACCCUUAGAAACUCUUCUUGUAUCGUAAUUCGAUAAAAGCUAUCAUUAUUAUUUGAAUGUGAAGCAUUGUAAGGAUCUUUACGGAAAUUAGGACUGUUUGCUUUGCUCUAAUUGAAGCUGCUUA